Gongylonema pulchrum is the source of this 309-nucleotide messenger RNA. NCBI's taxonomy places the organism in Eukaryota, Metazoa, Nematoda, Chromadorea, Rhabditida, Gongylonematidae. The record is from the annotation of a GenBank genome assembly.
AUGAUUCUCGUGCUGUCUGUCCAGUGGAGUCUUCGGGAUGUCCGCUACCGUACAAAACUCAUCGCAGUAGCGCCAUCGUCGACUGCAGCAUCGGGCGAAUAUGCACAUUUGCCGAAAAGUGCUCUCGCGGCAGCGUGCGUUUGCACGCGUCUGGGGCUGCAAAAACUGGAACUGCUGGGCCAAGCACUUUUGGAUUCCGGAGAUCGUAGCUGGAAAUGGACGAUGAUUGACUGUUUCUGUUUAAAGUGCACACAACUGCUGGGCCCGGAGGCGCAGCGUUUUUGGCCGAACCCGGCUGAGGCAAACUAG